AAACAUCUAGCGCAAAAGUCUGACGUAGAUUUAACUUUCACAAAUUACAAAUAAUUGGGCGGUCAGUACCUAACAACUGACUGACUGAGCAACCAAAAAUUUAUUAGGACUUUAAGAGCAAGUUCGAAUUAAUAUUAAAAUGUUGAAAUCUGAAUACAAAGCAUAGUGCGAGCUAGAGGGUCGAGAAUCGUUAGGAAACGUGGGUGGGGCACUUAUAAUAAAAAGAAGAGGGCGCGAUGAGAGCGCAAAAGGCAAAAUCAAGCAUUUGUCGGGCCUCAUCACUCCUGUCCAUACACACACAAACUAUCCCUAACCUACCUUUUAGUAUUAUUAUAUAAGGUUAAUCAUAUAGUAAAGAUAAAAAUGUUUAACGUCUGUUAUGUCCACAUUAUUAUUAAAUCAAUGAAUCUAACUCUUCGUAGUUCAUAAACCAAAGUUCACAAUGUAGAUAGCUUUAUAUUGAACCACCACCUUUAACAAAAGUUCUCAAUAAGUGACAACUGUGAUAAAAGACUAGGAGGAAGUAACUCAUAUUUAAUUCAACAUUUCAUUUUAUUUUUAAGUAAUUCAUUAAUGAUUUAGGCCCCUGUGCUAAUGUGACUCACAUGGAAAUGUCUUCAAUAAAACUCCAAAUCGUUUUCUCCUGGCCAAUCUAUUAAAUUAUAAAUAUAACACCUCUUAUCUUAUUAUUCUUGUAUACCACCGACUUAUUAACCGGACCGUGCAAACAUCGUUGUACAUGAUUCAUGUAAAAAACGUUUAUUGUGGCGUCUUUGAGAAACUUUGUAAACAUAUACUUAACCUCAUAUUUUGGUUGUAGCAACUACCAUGAACAUCUUCCCUUCUUGCAAUACAUAGCUCAAUAAAACUUAUUAUACUGUACGUGACACAUAUAUAUCAUACAACCAUAUACGUGCGUAAACAUGAGCCGUACAUAGUCAAGCAUAGCAAACUGUGUGGCCGAUUGGAGCCUAAAAAGUAAUAAUACAGAGAGAUGACUUGGAUCUGUUUGGUAAAUCCUACAUAGGGCAAGAGAGACUAACCAUCCCAUGUGUUUAAGCAUUGUAGAAUAAGAGUAAUAUAACCUCUGCAUACAUUUGCGUUGGAGCCACGCUAUUUUUUAAAUUUUACCCGGAAUGGUAAAAGAAUCCAGGGACAUCUGCUCCAAACGGUGUCGUUUUGCAGAAACGUUCUCCUUUCAGCUUGGCCUUGCUGCUCUCGCCACAGAUUUGUGACAUUUUUCAAAAAGAAAAAUAACGAAUAGUGAACAUAUAAGACUUUUCAAAGCGUUACGCGUGAUUUGGUCUUUUAUGUGAAAAAGGCAAGUCGUUGUCGUCUUCUUCUUCCUCAAACUCAGAAUCGAAAUGGGAAACUGUAUCUCGCCUUUCACCGGAGGACUUGCUACAACGUCAGGUGUGAAAGUCUUCACCAUCGCGGAGCUGAAGAAAGCGACCAAGGUUUUUGGAGAUCAGGAUAUGAUAAUAGAAGAGAGCUUCGGAGGAGUAGUAAGGGGAUACAUCGAUCCCAAGACUUUAUCUCCUUCCAAGGAAGGGCUUGGCAUAGCCGUCGUCGUUAAGAUGUGCGUCUUGCGAAACGGAUACGCUUUGAAAGAGUGGCUUGUUGUUGAUUUUGACUUUCUACGGCUCAACUCUCAUCCAUGUUUAGUGAGGCUCAUUGGCUACGGUUCGAAUCGCGAUUACUUAUUCCUAGUUUCUGAAUAUUUUCCAAACGGAAGCUUAGAGCGUCACAUCUAUAGAGAGAGUCGUUCAAAGUCAUUGCCGUGGGAGAUUAGGCUUAAGGUUUCCAUAGGCGCGGCUCAGGGUCUCGCCUUCUUGCACUCUAGGAAGAGCACCGGCCUCUACCGUGGAAAUCUCACAGCUUCAAAAAUCCUGCUCGACCCGGUAUGCAUUCGCCUGACUUUUUCUUGAAUUACUUGCUCAUUGCCUUAAAAGUUGCAUGUGUGGGAUGUGUAGGACUUGAAAAGCUAGACGCUGCUCUCAGUGAACGGUCGCAUAUUCCCACGAACAAAAAUAAACCAGCUAGAUUUCACUAUGCACCUCCCGAAUACAUUUUCUCAGGCAACAAUCCUCUGCUUCUUUAUCCUCUAGAAAGUUACACUAACUUUUAACAUUUUGCAAUUACUAACUGCAGGAACGAUCCACAUACCACAUGGCGGGGGAUGUGUACAGUUUUGGUGUUAUACUACUCGAGAUCUUAACUGGUCUCGAUAAUCGGCGCAUAAUCCUAGCUAUGCCAUACGAGAUGACAAGGACAACAUUCCAGAGAUGAUUAAUCCAGAUUUAGAGAAUAGCUAUCCUCUUGAAGAUGGGGUGCGUAUGUGCGAGAUUAUAAAACAAUGCCUAGCAGAAGACCCUAAGAAACGACCAUCCAUGCAACAAGUGCUAGAUCAUUUGAAUGCUAUAGCCAAGAUAUGAGGAGAAAAACUAAUGUAUAAAUUAUAAUUGCUGUAAACACAUUCUCCACUGUAAUGUAGACCAACUUCUAAAAAUAAAACUAAUGUUUAUAAUGUUCAUUAACGAUUUAGGUU
Messenger RNA from Brassica napus (rape), 2548 nucleotides. RefSeq names its product probable serine/threonine-protein kinase PBL3. Gene Ontology annotation, molecular function: protein kinase activity; ATP binding. The transcript has 4 exons. Bases 1365 to 1928 code for a protein of 187 amino acids. NCBI's taxonomy places the organism in Eukaryota, Viridiplantae, Streptophyta, Magnoliopsida, Brassicales, Brassicaceae. Gene Ontology annotation, biological process: protein phosphorylation. The record is from RefSeq and is a predicted model, not a curated record.